This is a messenger RNA of Zymoseptoria tritici IPO323, 689 nucleotides long. RefSeq lists its product as uncharacterized. The record is from RefSeq and is a predicted model, not a curated record. The coding region runs from base 86 to 637 and encodes 183 amino acids. The transcript has 2 exons. Lineage: Eukaryota; Fungi; Ascomycota; Dothideomycetes; Mycosphaerellales; Mycosphaerellaceae.
GGUUCUGAUCUACAUAAGAUAGGGCGUAGGCGGCAAUGCCCCGACGUUUCGCCAAUUCCAGGACACCCACAACGACUUCCGCACCAUGCGCAUCAAUAGCAACGACUUCCUAGAGAAGCUGGACUUUAUACUUCCGGAGCAGUACUAUGACGAUACUGGAACGCCCACGGAGGAUCUUCCCAUCGACAAAUAUGCCGACAUUGAAAAUCUCGUGAGGGAUACAUCUCCUACAGCGAGAUGCGGGAAGCCAGAGAAGCCGCGAGAGCAAUGGCUGUAUCUGACAGACUAUGGCUCUCGUUACUUCGAAUGGGACGAGGACUUUCGCGACGCAGUACAGUUUGCACAGGGUGAUCUUAAGCUCAAUCAGACCGGGUUGUACUUUGCACAAUGCGGGCGUAGUGCAAAGUUUCUCUGUGGUGUUUGGAAUACAAGGAAACCAGCUCUGGUCCAUUUCCUCGUGGAAGACUACCCUCUCGAUGCGUUGGAGACGGAGGAAAAGGGCUUCUCGUAUGCAGGCGAUAUGCGCUAUCUGCGGCCUGUCACUGUUCGCAUCAUCGAGUUUCCACUCGAAGGUCAAUAUACCGGUCUGCCCUGGACAACAUUUCCCAGCAACGAACACAAAUGCUAUCCAUCAUGACUGGAGAUCAUUUGUACGAGCAAUUCGAGCCAUACGACCCCUUACAGCAGAU